This is a messenger RNA of Mercenaria mercenaria, 296 nucleotides long. RefSeq names its product transformation/transcription domain-associated protein-like. Bases 16 to 246 code for a protein of 76 amino acids. NCBI's taxonomy places the organism in Eukaryota, Metazoa, Mollusca, Bivalvia, Venerida, Veneridae. The record is from RefSeq and is a predicted model, not a curated record. The transcript has 2 exons.
UUGACCCACUGGACUAUGAAGAUUAUAGUAGAAGAUGACCAUUCUGUUGUCCAGUUGGUAAAUGUACUACAGCUGGUAGUCAGACAUUUCAAGGUGUAUUACCCCGUCAGACAUCAUGUAAUACAGCACAUGGUGAACUCCUUGCAGAGACUGGGCUUUACACACAGUGGAUCAGGUGAUGACACAUCAGUGUUAAUGAAGAGGGAUGGCUCAGUUGAUCCACCAGGCAAGGUGAAGAAGGCUUGAUACUCUUCUGGUGGAAAACUGAAAAUGUUUUGCUUGCAAAAAUAGCAGGU